AUGUCUAAGGAGGAGCAGUCGCCGUGUAAAGUCAGCCUGGGUAGUGUGGGCAGCGUGGGAAGCGUGAGCUGCGUUGGCGCCGGCAAACACAAGGAGCGCAAGCCCAAGAAGCCGCACUACAUCCCGCGGCCGUGGGGCAAGCCCUACAACUACAAGUGCUUCCAGUGUCCCUUCACCUGCAUGGAGAAGUCCCAUCUGUACAACCACAUGAAGUACAGCCUGUGCAAGAACUCGCUGUCGCUGCUCAUCGACUCCGACUGGCCCUACAAGAAGGGCAACAUGCUCCACCACCCUGCUGACCAGCUGCGGUUGCAGCAGCAGCAGCAGCAGCAGCAGCAGACGGCCACGGUUCUGGCCCAACGUGGCAGCCGAAGCCCGAAUAAGGAGCACUCGGAGCGGGAGGCCAACACCGCCGCCGCCCCCUCCUUGGAGCACAGCCCCAGCAGGCCCACGGAGGAGGACAAAAGAGGGGAGGAGCCACGCUCAGAGGAGGGCAAAGCGUCGUCCAAUGGGCGGCCGGAGUCUGUCGCAGAAGGCGGAGAUGUGGGUGGAGCCAGACAUGCUAAGCAGGAAGCGGACGUGGUGAUGGCGGACGCCUUCUCUCUGGAGGAGCAGCUGCUGAGGGCGAGGUCCUUCGAGGUGGAGAACCGCCUGCGACAGUACCGACUGCCCAAGGCCUGCCUGUCCUCCGCCGCACCCACCCUGCUGCCCGACUCCUGGCGUCUGCUGGGCUGUCCCCCGUCGACACAGCAGGCCACCAAGCCCAAGCCCGAGGUGCCUUCUGCCGGGGACGGGAGGGGUGUAUCUUCGCUGCCGUGUUACCCGUCGGCUCCUCCUCUCCCCUCUGAGCCGCCGGCGUUCAACCUGUCUCUGCUGGGCCUGAGUUACCCGCUGGCGCCCGGCCUGUUCUCCUACCUCAACCCGGCCUCCACGCAGACGCACGCCCAGCUCACCACCCUGCCCUUCCUAACGCACCCGCACACACAGACCGACACGCGCACCCUGCUACCGCCACGCUUCUACUACCCCUUCCUUUGUGAGCACUCACUUGCCAACUCCUCUCCCUCCACCUUACACCCGGCUAAGACACUCAAGUCCCCACAGCUUUCCGGACAAGAUGCCUCCUCUGCCCCUACCACACCGCCCUACCCACCCAAGCUCAGCCUGUGGGGAGUGCCGGCCGUUCGGCAAACAUCCACACAGGCCUCACCCACAGCCUGGCCCUCGCCCGAGGGCAUCUCCCCAGAGCCGAGGCUCCGCGCUGGGGAUAAAUCCAAAUCAGGGGUGUGGGGUCUGGAGCAUGGACUCAAACGGCCUGCAGCACCCUCUGACUUGUCCGAGUGCCCAGCAGAGAAAAGGCCAGCGCUCGGAGGGCUCUCUCUGGACCUACUGAGGAGCCUGCACAGGAGCACACCCAGCGCUGCCAUGGCCACAGAGAAACUGCUUCUGCACAGCUCAGCGGACGAGUGGUACACAAACCUGAGGAGAGCCGUAUCUACGAGUCCCCCUAGAGAAGUUCUAGUCUCCCCCUCACCUGCAGCACGAGGAGGAGGAGGAGAGGGCGAGAAGGCAGAAAGGAGAGAGCAAACAGGGGAGGAUGACCGAGACCGAGACCGAGACAGGGAGGCCAUCUUGCUAGAGGAUCUAUCCAGUGCCCUGCAGGAGUACCAGCAGGCUGAGCAACGCGCCGCCUCCAUCUUGGCCCAGGACGGAGCCUCCUCCGCCCAGCUCCUGUGGGACCACCUCAGCCAGAUCCGCUCCCAGCUCUCCCACAUCACCCAGGCACUCCAACGGACGGCCCCCAGCGCCGAAGGACCCCUGGAUCUGUCUGUGAAAAGGGACCCGAUUGGUGUGACCCAGCUGACGCGAGACGGCAGCGCAUCGAUGCAAAGCAUGAUGGGAGAGAUGCUGAGGGAGGACAUGAGCAGUGGGUCGGACGAGGAAGAGGAGGAGGAGGAGGAGGAGCAGGAGAGGGAUGAGAGGGAGGAAGAAGAGGUGGAGGAUGGAGGGCGGGAACUGAAGGAGAAGAGGAAGCGAUCCCUCGACCUGCUGAUCAAGCUCAACCAAUCGGGCGUCAGCUUGGUGAAGGGAGGAGAGGGCGUGUGGCCGGGCAGGGCCACCAAGUGCGAGGCGGACUCCAGUGUUUUGCUUUGCCCAAAUUGCUGA
Engraulis encrasicolus (European anchovy) is the source of this 2166-nucleotide messenger RNA. It is a transcript of the gene prr35, whose product is annotated as proline rich 35. The record is from RefSeq and is a predicted model, not a curated record. The coding region runs from base 1 to 2166 and encodes 721 amino acids. The transcript is spliced from 3 exons. NCBI's taxonomy places the organism in Eukaryota, Metazoa, Chordata, Actinopteri, Clupeiformes, Engraulidae.